AUGCCAGAAAUUGUACUGCCUGCCUUUUGGAAAAAAAAUUGCAGUGCUGCCUUUGCAGACGUUAGGUACAGAAUCUGCUCUUCUGAUUUAAAUGACUCCCAAAAAGAUGCAGUUUUAAGCUGCUUGGUAACUAGGGAAUGCCACCAUCAGAGUACUGUCAAACUAAUAUGGGGCCCUCCGGGGACUGGGAAAACCAAGACAGUUGGUUUCAUGUUAUGCUCUCUUCUUAGAAUGAAAUGCAGAACACUUACAUGUGCCCCAACCAAUACUGCUCUUUUAGUAGUGACGCAGCGGCUUCUAAAGAAUGUGACAGGGUCACUUGAAUAUGAUACUUAUGGGCUUGGAGAUGUGGUUUUGUUUGGGAAUAGUGAGCGAAUGAAGAUUUUCGUUCGUCCUGAACUCCUUGAUGUAUUCCUUGAUAACCGUGUUAAAAUACUAUAUGAAUGCCUUGUUUCAUCAUCUGGUUGGAAAGGUAGUUUACUAUCAAUGAUGUGUUUGCUGGAGGACCAUAAACGCCAAUAUGAGUUGUACUUGAAUGAAAGAAGCAUGAGAGACAAUAAGGAGGGCAAAAUUGAAGGGAUGUCUAAAAAUAAAGGGAGAAACAGGAUCCAGGGAAAGGAGAUUGAUCAAUCCUUUGAAGACAAGAAGGGCAAGAAAAAUAUAAAGAAAGUUAUUGUUCAAGUUUCUGAGAAAGCUGAAUUUGGGAGAAGUUUUCUACAGAGGCUGGUAUUGCUAGGACAAAAGAAAGAACUUCUUAAUGUCCGGCACAGGAUGCAUCCAUCCAUAAGCUUAUUUCCAAAUAGGGUGUUCUAUGAAAAUCAGAUUUUGGAUGGUCCCAAUGUCAAAGAAAGAAGGCAUGAGAAGCGUUUCCUUCAGGGAAAUAUGUUCGGCUCCUACUCUUUCAUUAAUGUAGCACAUGGAAAAGAGGAAUUUGAUAGCAGCCACAGUCUCAAAAAUAUGGUUGAGGUUGCUGUGGCGUCUGAGAUAGUUGCAAGUCUUUUCAAAGAAUCUGUUUUCACAAAGAAGAAAGUCAAAGUUGGUAUCAUCUCACCAUACAAGGCACAAGUCUAUGCAAUUGGAGAGAAGGUGAAAAACUACAGUGCUGACUUUAAAGAUGACUUUUCAAUUAGUGUUCACUCUGUUGAUGGGUUCUAG
Molecule: messenger RNA, 1155 nt
Organism: Quercus lobata
Lineage: Eukaryota; Viridiplantae; Streptophyta; Magnoliopsida; Fagales; Fagaceae
Product: regulator of nonsense transcripts 1 homolog
Exons: 3
Coding region: 1-1155 (384 amino acids)
Molecular function (GO): helicase activity
Source: RefSeq, a predicted model, not a curated record